CGUGGGAAUUUAGUCCAUUUUCAUUUCCAUGUCUUCCUCCAACCAGCCUAACAAUACGCUCUACAUAAAUAAUCUCAACGAUAAGGUCAAUAAGGAUGAACUUCGGUCUCAGCUACUCGCUCUUUUCACCACCUAUGGACGUGUCAUAGACAUCGUGGCAUCCAAAAGUGCGACGAUGAGAGGACAGGCUUUCCUAGUCUUCACGGACUUGGCAGGCGCAACUUCAGCAAUGCGCGCAUGUGAAGGGAUGGUUUUUUAUGAUAAACCUCUUCGUAUCGACUACGCGAAAACUAAAUCAUACGCGACAUCAAGACGAGAAGAUCCUAAUUUUGUACCACCCAACUCUGUGAAUGCUAGCGCUUUAUUGAAGCAAAACGGGAUAACGGACAAAAAGAGGUCUCGAGAUGAAGAUCAAGCUGAUGACCAACCCCAGCACAAGAAAGAGAAGAACGAUUCCGACGAUGAGGAGAUGGAAAUUGAUGACGAUGACGAUGCUCCUGCGCAAAAGUCAAGUCAUGACACGGUCUCCCCGACGGUUCCCCACCCAACUGCGCGGCUUCUGUGUACAAAUCUUCCUCAGGAAGUGACAGACGACGUCCUUUCUGUGCUCUUCCAACAAUAUCAGGGCUUCCGGACUACACAUGUCUCACAAUCGCAGGCUCCGAAUGCUGAGGGAGAUAAAGUCAAAAUGGCCCAGGUUACCUUCGUUUCAGCAGAACUUGCAUCUGUUGCAAAAGAGGCACUCGAUGGUUUUACUCUCAAGAAAGGUUGGCUAAUGUCGGUGGCGUAUAAUUAGAGGGGCCACGUUUAUACCCGCAGCCUCGAACCUAUCCAUGAACAAUGUCGUCGCAUAGCCAUUUCUCUGCUGCUAGAAAACUCACACUUUGACCCAUUCAGUUACGAAGUUUACGUCGUACACAAGAAGCUGCUUGCUUGUACUCUGAUACCACAACCUCGUAUGAUGUGAGCUGAUGCAAGAUGAUCGACUGUUAAGAAGAAGUCCGUCUUGAUGUGAGUUUAGGUCGUUGAGCCGUCAGGGUAGCGCCCCAAACCCGUCUCGGUCGGAAUGACAAAAAUGAUUGGACUGUGCUGAGCCUGAACCCGGAGAUAGCUCAAUAGAAGGAUUAUGGGUGGCAGCCCCUAUAGCUCCUGGGGUUUCUCGUACAGUCGUCUGGGGUCUGUGUAGGAGGUUGGCUAUCAAUUACGAAUAACCACAAAAUGGAACGGCU
This is a messenger RNA of Marasmius oreades (fairy-ring Marasmius), 1229 nucleotides long. RefSeq lists its product as uncharacterized. Bases 29 to 796 code for a protein of 255 amino acids. The record is from RefSeq and is a predicted model, not a curated record. NCBI's taxonomy places the organism in Eukaryota, Fungi, Basidiomycota, Agaricomycetes, Agaricales, Marasmiaceae. The transcript has 6 exons. Gene Ontology annotation, molecular function: RNA binding.